This is a messenger RNA of Zalophus californianus (California sea lion), 978 nucleotides long. It is a transcript of the gene MRPS17, whose product is annotated as mitochondrial ribosomal protein S17. Gene Ontology annotation, cellular component: mitochondrial small ribosomal subunit; ribosome. NCBI's taxonomy places the organism in Eukaryota, Metazoa, Chordata, Mammalia, Carnivora, Otariidae. The record is from RefSeq and is a predicted model, not a curated record. Gene Ontology annotation, molecular function: structural constituent of ribosome. The transcript is spliced from 3 exons. Gene Ontology annotation, biological process: mitochondrial translation. The coding region runs from base 424 to 816 and encodes 130 amino acids.
CGCGCCGGGAAAACAGAGGCGGAAGGCGAGCGCGGGUCGAGCCCUGCAGUUGCGGAGGUGAAUUCGGAAGAGCGAGACGACACCCCCGUGAGAACCUGGAGGCGAGGCGAGUGGCCUGAUCCCAGGGUAGUGCGGGGCGGGAGAGUCAGUGAUCCCAUUCUACCCCAGGUCCGGCCGGAUGGACUCAGCAUUGACUGAUAAAGAAAGCAGUCCCAAGUGAAGAUGUCCUCCAGUGAGGAGGACUCCCCCGGCCGUUCCGCCUAGGCCGUGAGCACGCGAGUAGCGGGGCUGGAGCCUUCAGGGACAGGCUCGCCCAGCGGAAGGAAAGAAGUAAGGGACACCAGUAAAGACCCACGUUUAUUAGCGCUAUUGAGCGCCUUCUAGGUUAAACCCUCAAAGCACUCCUGUGACCAAAGCCACAUAAUGUCAGUAGUUCGUUCAUCCGUCCAUGCCAAAUGGAUUGUGGGAAAGGUGAUUGGAACAGCAAUGCAAAAAACAGCUAAAGUGAGAGUGACCAGGCUUGUUUUGGAUCCCUAUUUAUUAAAGUAUUUUAAUAAGCGUAAAACCUACUUUGCUCAUGAUGCUCUUCAGCAGUGCACAGUUGGGGAUAUUGUGCUUCUCAAAGCUCUACCUGUUCCACGAACAAAGCAUGUGAAACAUGAACUGGCCGAGAUCAUUUUCAAAGUUGGACAAGUUAUAGAUCCAGUGACUGGAAAACCCUGUGCAGGAACUACCUACCUCGAAAGCCCAGUCAGCUUGGAAACCACCUGCCUAACCAAAAAUCUGGAAGAACUCAAUAGCUCUUCAGCACAGUGAAGGAGGAUUGGAAGAAGGAGCCAAAGGGAAAGAUCUAUAUGUUUGCUUUAUGGAAAAAGGAAAUUUUUCUAAGUUUCAUUACAAAGUGUCCAAUUUCUCUUCCAGUAUUUAUGGAAUAGCUAAAAGUAAAUGAAGUAAAGGCCUUGUUAAAUGCUCAUAAAA